UCCUGUAUGCAGAUCCAACCUGAGGACAGCACAUGUGAGGAUCAGAGCAGAGAGCAGACAGACGGGAAGACGGACGCAGAGAGACCCUCCACCUGGACAUGGACCACCUGAUGCUGCUGCUGCUGCUGUGGAGCUCAGGACUCCAGGCUGAAGGAGAACUCAACUCAACAGAGUCUGUCAGGUUGGUGGGAAGAGACAGUCGCUGUAGAGGAACACUGGAGCUGAAACAUGAAGGAGAAUGGAGACCAUUGGGCUACCCUGUCUGGACCCUGAAGACAGCAGCUGCUGCCUGCAGAGAGUCAGACUGUGGCUCUGCUGUUUCUUUAGAAGAGAGAGAAGAGUCCUCAGACAGAUCUGUGUGGAGGAUCAGCUCUGUCUGUGUUGAGUCUGGAUCUGCUCUGAGGGAGUGUGCUGCAUCAGGUUCCUCUGUCAUUCAUCUCACCUGUUCAGACUCUGUCAGGCUGGUGAAUGGGACCAGUCUGUGCUCAGGCAGACUGGAGGUGAAGACUAACCAGUCUACCCAGUGCUGGUCCUCAGUGUGUGAAGAUGAUUUUGACCAGCAGGAUGCAGAGGUGGUCUGUAGGGAGCUUGGCUGUGGGCCUCCUUCAGUCCUCCAGGGGGCGCUCUAUGGAGAAGUGGAGCCUCCAAUGAGGACCAAAGAGUUCCAGUGUGGAGGCCAUGAGUCUGCUCUCCUGGACUGUAGCAGCUCAGGCUCAGAUAGAAACACCUGCUCACCUGGAAAAGCUGUUGGACUCACCUGCUCAGAGUCUGUCAGGUUGGUGGGAGGAGACAGUCGCUGUAGAGGAUCACUGGAGGUGAAACAAGGAGAAUGGAGACCAGUGAAUGGCUGGUACUCUGACUGGACCCUGAAGACAGCAGCUGCUGCCUGCAGAGAGUCAGACUGUGGCUCUGCUGUUUCUGUAGUAAAGAGAGAAGAGUCCUCAGACAGAUCUGUGUGGUGGAUCAGGUCUGACUGUGCUGAGUCUGGAUCUACUCUGAGGGAGUGUGCUGCAUCAUUUUACUCUUCCUCCAUCCUUAAUCUCACCUGUUCAGACUCUGUCAGGCUGGUGAAUGGGACCAGUCUGUGCUCAGGCAGACUGGAGGUGAAGACUAACCAGUCUACCCAGCGCUGGUCCUCAGUGUGUGAAGAUGACUUUGACCAGCAGGAUGCAGAGGUGGUCUGUAGGGAGCUUGGCUGUGGGGCUCCUUCAGUCCUCCAGGGGGCGCUCUAUGGAGAAGUAGAGCCUCCAAUGAGGACCAAAGAGUUCCAGUGUGGAGGCCAUGAGUCUGCUCUCCUGGACUGUAGCAGCUCAGGCUCAGAUAGAAACACCUGCUCACCUGGAAAAGCUGUUGGACUCACCUGCUCAGAGCCUGAUGCUGUCAGGUUGGUGGGAGGAGUCAGUCGCUGUAGAGGAUCACUGGAGGUGAAACAAGGAGAAUGGAGACCAGUGGAUGGCUAUAACUCUGAGUGGACCCUGAAGAGAGCAGCUGCUGCCUGCAGAGAGUUAGACUGUGGCUCUGCGGUUUCUGUAGAGAGAGAAGAGUCCUCAUACAGAUCUAUGUGGAGGAUCUGGUCUGACUGUGUUGAGUCUGGAUCUACUCUGAGGGAGUGUGCUGCGUCAGAUUCCUCUUCCUCCGUCCUUCAUCUCACCUGUUCAGGCCUGCUGCUUCAGCCCAACAUCUCUGUGUCCUCCACCAUGGUUGGGGUCUCCGAGGAGGACCAGCAGGAGGUGUUCCAGGUGUUCUGGGGCUCCACCUUCACCAUCAGCUGCUCCAUCCAGCCACAGUACCCAGGAGGCUCCUUCCAGCUCACCUUCACCUCCUCCAACUCAGCACACAACUACACCCAGCCAGCUGUCAAUCACUCUGCCCACUUCCUGUUUCCUGCUGCAGAGGCCGCCCACCAAGGAAGCUACAGCUGUGUUUAUCACCUCUAUGUUUUCUCUCAUAACUUCUCCUCUGAGAGCCGUGUGCUCUCUCUCAGCGUCAUGGAUCCGAAGCCUUUAAUCAUCAGAGCGAUCCUCCUGCCACUGAUUCUGCUGGUGGAGAACAUUGUCCUUUACUUCUACUGUAGGGCCAGAAGGGGGCAGCUGCCGUGCAGACAGAAGAACAUUGAGCCGGAUUAUUAUAACCUGGGUGUCCCUGCAGCUGAAGGAGGGCCGACUGAAGAGGAAGGAGCUCAGGAAGCAGAGUAGCACCUCCAAGGAGCUCAUGGAGGUUAAGCAUUUAUACACCUUUUUACCCCAACUUGGAAUUAUUCCCAUUUAUUUACCCUUACAAAACUUCAAUUCAUUUAGAUUGGCACAUGCUGGGUACUUGUGUACAAAAUCUGGAGUCUCUGGGUCCAAUCUGAGAGGAAAUAUGAAUUUUAAAAAAUACAUUUUACUGACAAGCAUUAUUCUUCCCAUAUGUCCAGACCCUGUUUUAGGGACCCAGUAGGGGUCCUUAGGAUGGACCCAGGACCACCAGAAUUGGGUCACAUUCUACAGAACUCCUUGAUUUGGAAAGGUUCCAACUCAUUUUUAAAUUUUUUUAUUUUCACUGAAACCCCCUGGUAUUCCCAAAAUUGUUAAAGAGCUUUGCCAUUCACAAGCACAAUUAGAGGGUAACUACCAUUUCAACCUGGACCCUAUUUUACUAUGUUUUUGUGUCUAAGUGACAGAUGGGAACAACCAUCUUUGACACUGGUCCUGUAUUAACCCUCCUAACCCCAAAACGGUUUUGUUAAAAGAUUGCCAAAGAAAAACCACUUACCCUACAAAGUAGCUGAAAAAGCAGUAGUUACCCUUCAAGGUACAACUGGGAAGUGUGGUCGACAACCUUAAAAUAGCUUCCGCACUCGCCCAUUUUUAGUAUCCACCCAGGCCAAACUUUCCCAUGCGGCCAUCUCAAUUUCUUUGGUUUUUCCAGCAAGUCAUAACUGGGAUAAAGAAAAGAGUCUUUUGAAUGUCGUUGAGUUUCACAGCCCUUCCAGAUGGUUCUCUCCUCAAGACUAAAGUUAUCUGCAUGUACUGUUGAUGUGAUCUGAGUUACCACCGGAUUAUGUUAAGUCACAAACACCACUUGAGCUUUAAAAACUUGAAAAACAUGCCUUUUAAAUUACAUUUAGAACAGAUAAAAAAUGUGCCAUUUGCGUUAAAUCACAAGUCAACUACAGACAAUCAUACAAUUAAUCACAAUUAGAUGUUUUCGUGUUGACAUCCCUAAUUAAAAUAAAUGGAAAAAAAGAAUUGACAAAAACUAAAAAUUCUUUGAUUAGGAUUUUAUCGUGAAACACCAGAAAACGUUCCAGGUUGGUGAACAACAUCUGGUGCUAUGGUGACGAUCUGUUGGUGUUUGGGAUUAAAGAAAUACAAUGAAGGAAUCAAAGUCAUGUAGCUCACACACACAGUACAAUAUUAAACAUCAGAGGCUGUUUUCACACACAUUUCAUCUCAUUUCAUAAGAAUGGUUUGUUUUUGUAGUUUAGGAAUUUACUUAUUGUGUAAUGAUGGAUUUUUCUUACUUUUGUAAUUAAUGCUAUUUCCUAUUUCAUGAAAUCCAGUUCAGCCCAAAGAUUCGAGACAAAAGCGAAACCGUUUAAGAACAUUGAAGGAAAUGUUGAAGCGGUCUGAACCGGCCCGUCUCAGCUCGACUCAAACCAGCUGAUGGUGUCGCUGUGACUCAGCUGGUGGAGUCUCCAGAGGCUGGUUUAUAACAUAAGAGACGUCUCCUGUUUCAACAGCCAAUAGAGAAGUCAGCUGGUCAAGUCAGCAACAAACUAUAGAAACAAAAUGAUCCAGAAUCCAUUUUAUUUCUAUGUUACAAGCUGUCAGCUGGUGAAAUGUCAGAGUUUUAGACGGAGGCUCAACGAGCGCCGUGAGCACGGUAUGUGGUGGAGCGAGCUAGAGAGAGACUGAAGAGAGAAGAGCAGCGUUAGAACAAAGCAGAGAAUCAGAGAAAUAAAACAUAGUUUUCUCUGUUUCAUCUCUACUGGUAAUGCAGCUGUAGCAAGUAUCUCACUAUCACUCUCCUCAUUCAUAUCUUCAGAUACUAUAAAUAAUAUCCAGCUACAAAACACCAGAAAAGUCUGAAGUUAGAGCAGAAGUCCCGAGAGUGGUUUCUAUGGAGAUGAUCCACGGUCUCGUCUCAUUGGUGGAAACUGGCAGCUUUCAGAACGCUGCAGACCGGAGACUCUCAGGGAGACUAAAGUUUACUCUCAUCUCGUCCUCAAUCUUUGGUCUGAACUGGACUUUACAAUUGUUUGUUUUAAUAUUUCAGUAAUUUACUUAUUGUGUAAUGAUGGAUUUUACUUCUUUUUUUUAAAUAAGUAAAAAUUAUUGUUAUUUUAUAACAAUUGUGCUGAUAUUUGUUAUCAGGAUUUUGAUUAUUUCUGUAAUUAGGCAUUUUUUAUUAAUCAUGUGCUUAAAGCAACAUUGUAUAACAUUUGUAUUCUUUGUAAGUUACACAGUGUGAGAACAGGUCAUCAGAUGAAGAGGGGAAAUGACUGAAACAACUUUCUCCCUGUUGCAGUUAGAUUUUUGAUUAAGUAAUAAAUUAAAGAGAUAUUUUGUUGAUUUUGAGUUAGGUCUGUGUCAUGGCAUUGUGUGCAGAUGCAGACUGAUGUCAUGUAGUGGCGUAUUAAUGACAUGCCAAUUUGUAUGCCAUGAUUGGCGUGUUAUCAAGACGCAUACUCGCUUAUUUGCAUG
Molecule: messenger RNA, 4688 nt
Organism: Perca fluviatilis (European perch)
Lineage: Eukaryota; Metazoa; Chordata; Actinopteri; Perciformes; Percidae
Product: scavenger receptor cysteine-rich type 1 protein M130-like
Exons: 10
Coding region: 99-2195 (698 amino acids)
Cellular component (GO): membrane
Source: RefSeq, a predicted model, not a curated record